This is a messenger RNA of Momordica charantia (bitter melon), 1195 nucleotides long. Its product is annotated as GDSL esterase/lipase At1g29670-like. Lineage: Eukaryota; Viridiplantae; Streptophyta; Magnoliopsida; Cucurbitales; Cucurbitaceae. Gene Ontology annotation, molecular function: hydrolase activity, acting on ester bonds. The record is from RefSeq and is a predicted model, not a curated record.
AUGAAACUCCAUGGAAAGACACCAUCUAUUAUGCUCUAUUAUGCUCUAAUCUCAACAUAUUUUUCAACUUAUUUGGCGAAUGGAGCAUCAUCAUCUGAAGUGGGCUGUUUUUUCAUUUUUGGUGACUCUCAAUCAGACAAUGGAAAUAAUAACAACAACACUGGAUUUGCUAGAGCGGAUUAUAAGCCAUAUGGCAUCGAUUUCUCUAAGGAAAUGAAACCCACAGGGAGGUUCACCAAUGGCCGAAAUGUUGCUGAUUUCAUUGUUGAAUUUUUGGGGUUCGAUAAUUAUGUGCCACCAUUUAAGAAUAUGUCUGGUUGGAACAUUCUCAAAGGCGUAAAUUAUGCAUCUGGAGCUGCAGGAAUUCGUGAUGAAACUGGGAGAACACAGGGAGAAAGAUCAAGCUUCAACAAACAAUUGAAAAACCAUAAUCUUAUAAUUUCAAAACUCCAACACUUAUUGGGGAAUAGAAUUGCUGCUGAAGAACAUCUCAAAAGUUGCUUAUAUAUGGUUCAAAUUGGAGGCAAUGACUAUCUCAAUAAUUAUUUUAUGCCACUUUCUUAUAAAACUAGCACUGAAUUUACUCCUCACCAAUAUGCAACGGCCCUCAGUAAACAGCUCUCUUGCAAAUUAAAGGCUCUAUAUGGACAAGGGGCUCGGAAGUUGGCCAUUUUCGGAGCGGGACCAAUCGGAUGUACUCCGUAUGCGAGGGCUAACUUCGACACCAAAGGAUCUCCAUGUGUAGAAGAAAUCAACAAUGCCAUUCAACUUUUCAAUAUUGGCCUCAAGUCUAUGGUUGAUGAUCUUAAUACCAAGUUGACUAAUGCCAAAUUUAUUUUUGUUGAUGUCUUCAACAUUGGUACUCAUGGUACUCCAACUUCAAAUCAAGGUGAAAUGGUUGUAGAUAGUCCUUGUUGUGAGGUUCCAGCCGGGAAGAUUCAAUGUGUUCCUCUUGGAAAAGUGUGUGGAAAUAGGAAGCAAUACCUAUUUUGGGACGCAGUUCAUCCAACUGAGAUUGGAUUCAUGUCAUUAGCAAGUAGAGCCUACAAUGCCAAAUUUCCCAACGAUACUCAUCCUUUUGAUAUCAAUCGCCUUGUUCACCUCUAAAAUUACCAUCUACUUAAUAAGGUCGAAUACGACAUUUACUCUACAUUUCUUUGUCGGGUCACGAUUUGUUCAAAAGUCCUCAACUGUU